This is a messenger RNA of Vanderwaltozyma polyspora DSM 70294, 621 nucleotides long. It is a transcript of the gene EFB1, whose product is annotated as translation elongation factor 1 subunit beta. Gene Ontology annotation, biological process: translational elongation. The coding region runs from base 1 to 621 and encodes 206 amino acids. Lineage: Eukaryota; Fungi; Ascomycota; Saccharomycetes; Saccharomycetales; Saccharomycetaceae. Gene Ontology annotation, cellular component: eukaryotic translation elongation factor 1 complex; cytosol. The transcript has 2 exons. The record is from RefSeq and is a predicted model, not a curated record. Gene Ontology annotation, molecular function: translation elongation factor activity; guanyl-nucleotide exchange factor activity.
AUGGCUUACACUGACUUCUCUAAGAUCGAAACUUUGAAAGAAUUGAACAGCUUCUUGGCUGACAAAUCUUACGUUGAAGGUACUUCUGCUUCCCAAGCUGAUGUCACUGUCUACAAGGCUUUCCAACAAGCUUACCCAGAAUUUGCUAGAUGGUUCAACCACGUCGCUUCUAAGGCUGACGAAUUCGCCACUUUGCCAGCCGGCUCUGCUCCAGCUGCUGCUGAAGAAGAAGAUGACGACGAAGUCGACUUAUUCGGUUCUGAUGACGAAGUCGAUGAAGCAGCUGAACAGUUAAAGGCUCAAAGAUUGGCUGAAUACAACGCCAGAAAGGCCGCUAAACCACCAAAGCCAGCUGCUAAAUCUAUCAUCACUUUGGAUGUUAAGCCAUGGGAUGAUGAAACUGAUUUGGAAGCUAUGGUUGCUUUCGUCAAGGCCAUCGAAAUGGAAGGUUUGUCUUGGGGUGCUCACCAAUUCAUUCCAAUCGGUUUCGGUAUCAAGAAGUUGCAAAUUAACUGUGUUGUCGAAGAUGACAAGGUCUCUAUGGAUGACUUGCAACAAGCUAUUGAAGAAGAUGAAGACCACGUCCAAUCUACCGAUAUUGCUGCUAUGCAAAAAUUAUAA